AUGUCCAUGGAAGAGCCGACCGAAGCCAGCCCGACAGAUCGCGAAGAUGACGAGCCGUCAGAGCCGAGAGCGAAGCGCGCGAAGACCGAAGGAAACGGGGAUGCGCCCCUGGACGUGAACCCCGACGAAUUCAACGCGCAGCUUGCAGAGCUUUUUGGUGAAGAUGUUGAGCCGUCAGGCCUGGAAAGGGUCCUUGCAGAAGCGGAAGCUGCGCUUUCCGAUGCGGAGUCGGCCGCGAGCUUUAUUGUAGAUGAGCCCCGGCCACGGGAUGAGGCAACUGAGUUUGGUAUCUCGCAGGACAAGCUUGACUUGGUCGUAGAUAUCUUCGGAGACACCUCGGUGUUGAGGCCCAUCGUGGAAGACGAGCCAGGUCCCGACGAGGAUGCGGUGCCAGCGGCAGUUCAUGCUAGCCUGGGCGCCGCCGAGGCCGCUGCUGCAUCGUCCUUAAAGCGCGAAGGCCAGGCCGAGGCCGAUGCCGAGGACGUGAAGAUGCUCCCGGUGCUUCCGGUCAUGGACAGCCUUAGCCUUGAUCCGGACGUUUUGGAAAAGUCUUACCAGCUGCCGAAGGACCAAGAAUAUACGGCGAGCCAGGAGCCGGAGCGCUGGCUGCAAUUCUACACGUCCGGCUCGGGCUCGCAAGAUCGGUCCUGGACAGAUGAGGAAUACCAGAAUGAGGCUCGUUGGCUUUUCCUGCAGCUCUUCAAUCCCAAAGGCUAUCAGCGUGAUCAGACCGAGGACGCCGUCAUCCUCGUACUGACAUUCCUGCAUGAGCAAAGGCUUGAGAUGCUUUACAUAAUUGAACAUCUCUGGUGGAAAGUGUCCAAGGUCCUCACGAAGGAAGACCUCUGGAGCAUACAGGAGUUUGACUUGCAGUGGCAGCCUCUCUGGACCAGAUACCAGCAUCUGCAGAAAUGGGUCGACAACGUGGAAAAGCUGGGUCAAACCCAGCAAUUUCCGGAGUACAUCAAGAAAAAGACCGUCCGAGAGGUUUGGCGGCACCAAGAUGCAGAGACACACCAGAGAGAUGCCCAGGAAUGGUUGCAGUCCAUGCAUCCCGCACAAGCUCCAUCUACAGGGAGAGAGCGUAAGCGUAGCAGCACCUCCGUCGACGCAAUCAUGGAGAUGGCCAGGAAGUCCAAGUUCGACGAGAAGUUGGGCAUCGUGGAGUCCAUCGAUAUCAUGUCGCUGCAGGCUUUUGGGAUCACGCCUGCGCAGCUUGGGGAGAACCUGCAA
Molecule: messenger RNA, 1233 nt
Organism: Symbiodinium necroappetens
Lineage: Eukaryota; Dinophyceae; Suessiales; Symbiodiniaceae
Source: the annotation of a GenBank genome assembly